Lagopus muta (rock ptarmigan) is the source of this 772-nucleotide messenger RNA. It is a transcript of the gene COQ7, whose product is annotated as coenzyme Q7, hydroxylase. The record is from RefSeq and is a predicted model, not a curated record. NCBI's taxonomy places the organism in Eukaryota, Metazoa, Chordata, Aves, Galliformes, Phasianidae. Bases 39 to 716 code for a protein of 225 amino acids. Gene Ontology annotation, molecular function: 3-demethoxyubiquinol 3-hydroxylase activity. The transcript is spliced from 6 exons. Gene Ontology annotation, biological process: ubiquinone biosynthetic process; determination of adult lifespan; regulation of reactive oxygen species metabolic process. Gene Ontology annotation, cellular component: nucleus; mitochondrial inner membrane.
UAAGCAAGCGCGACGCAGAAGGCGUCGGGGUCAGCGGGAUGGCGGCGGUCGCAGUUCUGACUCCGGCGCUGCGGUGCUCACUGGGGCGGCACCGAGCGCUGAGCGGCUCUGCGGGUCGCUGCGGAAGGCGGCCUUUCCCCGCCGACGGGGCGUCCCUGAGGCCCUGCAGCACGAGGGUGGCUCCAGACGGCGUCAACAAAGCCGUCGUAGAUCGCAUCAUCCGCGUGGACCAUGCCGGGGAGUACGGUGCUAAUCGCAUCUACGCCGGGCAGAUGGCCGUGCUGGGCAGGUCGACCGCGGGGCCGCUCAUCCAGCAAAUGUGGAAUCAAGAAAAGGAACACCUGAAAAAGUUUAAUGAGUUAAUGAUUGCAUACAGAGUCCGACCUACUGUCCUAUUGCCUUUUUGGAAUGUAGCAGGCUUUGUUUUAGGGGCUGGAAGCUCUCUACUUGGAAAGAAGGGUGCAAUGGCUUGCACAGUGGCUGUGGAAGAGAGCAUAUCAGACCACUAUAACAACCAGAUCCGAACUCUAAUGGAUGAAGAUCCAGAAAAGUACAAAGAACUGAUGCAGAUAAUAAAGCAAUGUCGGGAUGAUGAACUGGAGCACCAUGACACUGGGCUUGAGCACGAUGCAGAGAGAGCACCAGCUUAUUCUGUUUUGAAGACGGUGAUACAGCUUGGGUGCAAAGCUGCAAUAUAUUUAUCAGAAAGAAUUUAGUGCUAUUUUCCAAUGAUGCUUGCAGUAAUAAACUGUGAAACAAAAUCUUUAUUUUA